UCGUCAAUGGGAAGCGAGCGCGGCGGAGGAAAAGCGUAUUCUACCUAACUUCCAGUGGGCACGAUGGUUUCGACUUCAGUUCUGUGUUCAUGGACGAUAUUUUGCCUUCAUUUGUGUUGCUUUGUGAACACUGGAAUAGCACAGAAUUCGAGAGAAGUUCUCCUACUGGAUUCUAAGGCGCAACAAACAGACAUGGAAUGGAUUUCGUCUCCACCGAGUGGGUGGGAGGAGAUAAGUGGGUUGGAUGAGAACUACACCCCCAUCCGUACGUACCAAGUGUGCCAGGUCAUGGAGCCUAAUCAGAAUAACUGGCUUCGGACUAACUGGAUUGAGAAAGGGGAUGCCCAGAGGAUUUUUGUAGAACUGAAGUUCACCUUGAGGGAUUGUAACAGCCUACCUGGUGUGGUAGGGACUUGCAAGGAGACAUUCAACUUGUAUUACCAGGAAACGGACGCGGAGGCCGGGAGGAACAUACGCGAGAGUCAGUACGUGAAAAUCGACACUAUCGCCGCAGAUGAAAGCUUCACCCAGGGGGACCUGGGCGAGAGAAAGAUGAAGCUGAAUACCGAAGUGCGCAUAAUUGGGCCCCUGUCCCGUCGAGGUUUUUACCUGGCCUUCCAGGACGUCGGGGCCUGCAUUGCCCUGGUCUCUGUCAAAGUGUAUUACAAGAAGUGCUGGUCGAUCAUUGAGAAUUUGGCCACGUUCCCGGACACGGUCACCGGAUCAGAGUUUUCAUCCCUGGUCGAGGUAGAGGGUACGUGUGUCAGCGACGCGGAGGAGGAGGCGGACAAUUCUCCCAAGAUGCACUGCAGUGCCGAAGGAGAAUGGCUGGUGCCCAUUGGGAAAUGUAUAUGCAAAGCCGGAUUUCAUCAGAAGGGCGAUGCUUGCGAACCCUGUGGACGUGGCUUCUACAAGUCCUCGUCGCAGGACCUGCAGUGUUCGCGCUGCCCGGCGCACAGCUACAACGACAGGGAGGGUUCCGGCCGCUGCGACUGCGAGGAUGGAUACUACAGGGCUCCCACCGACCCGCCCUCAGUGGCCUGCACCCGGCCUCCCUCUGCGCCCCAGAACCUGGUGUACAACAUCAACCAGACCACGGUGACGCUGGAGUGGAACCCGCCGGCGGACGCGGGCGGGCGCAACGACGUGACGUACAGGAUUAUAUGCCGGCGCUGCAGCUGGGAGCCGGAGGAGUGCUCGCCGUGCAGCGGGAACGUGGCCUUCUCGCCGCAGCAGGCGGGACUGGCCGACACCUACGUCACCGUCAGCGAGCUGCUGGCCCACACCAACUACAGCUUCGAGGUGGAGGCCGUUAACGGCGUGUCCGACCUCAGCCGCCGCACCCAGAGGCUGUUCGCCGCCGUCAGCAUCACCACCAGCCAAGCAGCUCCGUCGCAGGUCAGCGAGGUCAGCAAGGAGAGUGUGCAGCAGCGCAGCAUCCAGCUCUCCUGGCAGGAGCCGCAGCAGCCCAACGGAGUCAUCACCGAGUACGAGAUCAAGUACUACGAAAAAGAUCAGAAGGAGCGCAUCUACUCUACCGUGAAGUCCAAGUCGACGUCGGCCACGGUGAACAACCUGAAGCCCAGCACGGCGUACGUGUUUCAGAUCCGGGCGUUCACGGCUGCCGGAUACGGCACCUUUGGGCCGCGGGUAGAGGUCACCACGAAAGAAGAGCCAGCAGCCACCAUCGUAUCGAGCGAGCAGAACCCGGUCAUCAUCAUUGCCGUGGUGGCGGUGGCCGGCACCAUCAUCCUGGUCUUCAUGGUCUUCGGCUUCAUCAUUGGGAGAAGGCAUUGUGGCUACAGCAAAGCUGACCAGGAGGGAGACGAGGAGCUCUACUUCCAAUUUAAAUUUCCAGGCACCAAAACGUACAUUGACCCCGAGACCUACGAGGACCCCAACAGAGCCGUCCAUCAGUUUGCCAAGGAGCUGGACGCAUCGUGCAUCAAGAUUGAGAGGGUGAUUGGAGCAGGGGAGUUUGGAGAGGUGUGCAGCGGACGCCUCAAGUUGCCGGGGAAACGCGACGCACCCGUGGCCAUUAAGACCCUGAAGGUGGGCUACACGGAGAAGCAGAGGAGGGACUUCCUGUGCGAAGCCAGCAUCAUGGGCCAGUUCGACCACCCCAACGUCGUGCACCUGGAGGGGGUGGUGACCAGAGGAAAGCCAGUCAUGAUUGUGAUUGAAUACAUGGAAAACGGCUCACUGGAUGGCUUCCUUAGGAAACACGACGGUCAGUUCACGGUCAUCCAGCUGGUCGGCAUGCUGAGGGGCAUCGCGGCGGGCAUGAGAUACCUCUCCGACAUGGGCUACGUCCACCGAGACCUGGCGGCGCGCAACAUCCUCGUCAACAGCAAUCUCGUGUGCAAAGUCUCGGACUUCGGCCUGUCAAGAGUGAUAGACGACGACCCCGAGGCUGUCUACACAACGGCGGGUGGGAAAAUUCCAGUUCGGUGGACAGCGACGGAGGCCAUCCAGUACCGUAAAUUCACGUCCGCCAGUGAUGUAUGGAGCUAUGGCAUCGUCAUGUGGGAGGUCAUGUCCUAUGGGGAGAGGCCGUACUGGGACAUGUCCAAUCAGGACGUUAUAAAGGCCAUCGAGGAGGGCUACCGCCUGCCUGCGCCCAUGGAUUGCCCCCCAGGCCUGCAUCAGCUAAUGCUGGACUGCUGGCAGAAGGACCGUGCCGAUCGACCCAAAUUCGAUCAGAUAGUUGGCAUCCUUGAUAAAAUGAUUCGCAACCCUAGUACUUUAAAGACUCCGAUGGGAACGUGUACAAGACCCAUCAGUCCCCUGCUAGAUCAGAGCACACCAGACUUCACCUCUUUCUGCUCGGUGGGCGAUUGGUUGGAGGCCAUCAAGAUGGAUAGAUACAGAGACAACUUCACUGCUGCCGGCUACUGCUCGCUAGAAUCCGUGGCAAGGAUGACGAUCGAGGAUGUGAUGAGCUUGGGGAUCACUUUAGUAGGCCAUCAGAAGAAGAUCAUGAGCAGCAUACAGACUAUGAGGGCACAGAUGCUGCACCUUCACGGCACUGGCAUACAGGUGUGAGGACAGCAACAAUGGCCACUGCCGGCACCACCACGACGUCACCUGCUCCAGGUGUGUGAUGACAAAAUGGCCGGCACCACCAUCUCACCUGAUACAGGUGUCCAAUGACAAAAUGGCUGGCACCUCCACUUCCCUUGGUACAGGUGUGUGACGGCAAAAUGGCCGCCACCACCACCACCACACCUCACCUUUUUACCUCCCGGACAGUUUGGGAGGGGCAUCAGGAGAGACACAGAGCCCCCAGAGCCCUCGCGCACUCAGGCACCACCGAGGAUAAUCAGUCAAUAAAGACAAAAAAACACUUUGCCUUUUUGUUUAGUUCAGAUUUUGUUUUUAUUUGGGUUUUUGUUUUGUUUUUGUUUUUGUUUUUGUUUUUGUUUUUUUGUUUUUUUUUCGUCGUCGACGUUGUCAUCGUCUUUCUCAUCAACCGGAUCUCUGGAAUGGGGAAAAAAGUUCCUUUGCACUUUGGCGAGGAAUUUUGCUAUCCCCGUCACUAAGAACAGGUGGUGCAGAGGAAAGGACACCCAGAUGGAAAGAGAGAGAGAGACAGUAGGCAUGGACAAGCGCAUAGCUCAGAGGGACUUGGAGGAAUUUAUCAAAAGGAGAUGAAGUCUAGUUUGAUGAUUUUUUAAAUACCUUGUUGCUUUAUCUUUUUCCAUGUUUGUAUUUGUGCGACAUCAAUACAAUUUUUGUUUGAACUAUGGAUUUAUGGUUACAGAAAAUACACAAGUACAUAUACAAAAAACAAAACAGAAAAAAAAUCUUAGCGAAGUUCAUAGAGAAAUGAAUAUCUUCUUUGUUGUUUUUUUCCACUUGGCACUCUGGUGUAGCGUGAUGUUAACAAUACAGCUUCAUUUGGCUUGAUAAUUUUAUUUUCCUUUUUCUCUUUGGAUAGACAACAGGGUAAAAAGGUCAUAGAUGGGUGUUCAAAGAUAAUAUGAAAUAACCCAUGUGCCAUGCACCGCGCUUUGUUGACUGAAGUUGUGAACCAUUAUUAUUUUACCUUUCAGAUCAAACACCACAGGAUUUGUUAAGACUCAGUGCAGAUUGGAUUGAAUGGCUUGGUUUGUUGCACAUGGUCCCCUUUUUAAGCACGGUUUUGCCCUGUCUGAAGUAAUUGCAAUACCAGUGCGUAAGUUCUUUAACUGUGAAAGCCCUGUGUCCAAGUAGCAAUAUCCAUUUUGAUGUUCACCACAUACAUAGUUAUUCCACUAUAUGGAGUGCAAAGUACUUAUCUCUUUUUUCCACUUGGAGGAAUGAAACAGUCAAAGUUUUCGAAAAAAUAGCACCACAUGAUUUUAUUUUUUCUAUUCAGUAUUUUGUGCUUGUUUUGAUUAUUAUUUGGCCGCUAUAAUACCUGAAAGCAAAAAAAAGAAUCGUUCCUGUGUGUUACAUUUGUGAAUCGUAUCUGAAGGUGAAUCGGUGAACGAGCUGAAGUAGUACUGCCUUAAUGUUCUAGUACAUGUACAAAAUGUUGACGUUUACUUGUCGAUAUUAGAGUGGCUGAGGUGUUUUGUCAGUCAGAAUGGGCUAGAGAGUCAUCUUUUCCCAGAGCGUGUUCUCGAACUUGACGAAUUGAAUCAAUUUCAGUGACAUUUUCAGUUAAGGAGAGUUAUCGAAGGACUUAAGCGUAGGACAGAGAAUGAUCAAAACAGCAAUAAUUUCGCCACUAUGAGCGUGACUCUCCCUUCAGGUGCUACGUAGGGUUUUUACAAUACUUAAGUGCUUGAAAGUUAAAAGUGGGAGCUGAAUCUCAGAUAACCUCUGCUUUGUGAAAGCAAAGGUGCUCGAAAGAAGUUAAACGAGUGGCUCUCCAGGAUAACAACAAAUCUUUGUUAGCAACAAGAGAAAGAACGAUGUAAUCAGUUCUGCCUUUUUUAUGAGUUAAAUUACAUGUCUUGUCGUUAUCCCACCCCCUAAGGAUAUCUCAGCUGAUGGCUGCUGUUCUUACUUUGGUGCUUGAGAACAUUUUUCAGCUCUUCAAUUCAAGAUUUGAAAUUGUCGAAGGAUUAGGAGAAGGGGGACGAAGAGAAUGAAAUUUGGAAAAUGAGGUGUGUUUUUUAUACAUCUUCAGCUGAUCAGCAGUCGUGCCGCCAUUUUCAUUAGCGGUUUAUCUCCGUUCUGUCCAGGCCUUUUUGUGCAAUGUUACCGUGCUAACAAUACAACUGUGGUAUGUGUAUUGUGAGAUUAUUUUUUGUUUCUUUUUUUGUUGUUGCUCAUCGGUGGAUAACAGGCUUUGAAAUUGUGUGCUGUCAACGGUUUUCGGUGCCAUCACAGUCUAUUGUGUAUACAACAAAUGAAUGUUUUUUGCUGAAUUUAGUGAUCAGCAAUUGUGGUCUCUCGACAAAUGGGUCAGCCAUUUCCUUACAUCCAGUGAAUGUUUAGUUGCGUCCAGUGAGCGUAGAUUCUCUGCGGAGAAGAUCGAUAAGCUCAGCACAGGUUUGCAUGCACAGUGUUAUUUAGAAUGCCACACAACUAGGAGGAAUCAUGCGACUUUCCCCUAAUGUCAUUUAUUGAGCAGUUCAGGGACAGCAGUGGUUGUGUCCCACUGCCUGCCCUGCCCUGCCCGGCCCCAAAGGUGACUCGAACCUGCAGGGUUUUCCAUCGACACUCUGAUAGUGUUGAUGACCUGCAAAGUGCCCUGCGGCCUCUUCAGUGCAGGUUUGAAACAGGAGCUUGUCAUUCUGCCCUCUCCACACCCUACUUUUUUCUCAUCCUGCCCCAUCCACACCCUGCCCCCCAAACCCCAUCAUACACCGUUCCGAAGGGGCUGCGUGUCAUGU
Molecule: messenger RNA, 5828 nt
Organism: Engraulis encrasicolus (European anchovy)
Lineage: Eukaryota; Metazoa; Chordata; Actinopteri; Clupeiformes; Engraulidae
Gene: epha7
Product: eph receptor A7
Exons: 17
Coding region: 64-3045 (993 amino acids)
Biological process (GO): ephrin receptor signaling pathway; axon guidance; protein phosphorylation
Cellular component (GO): dendrite; plasma membrane
Molecular function (GO): ATP binding; protein binding; transmembrane-ephrin receptor activity
Source: RefSeq, a predicted model, not a curated record